Messenger RNA from Danio aesculapii, 1778 nucleotides. Its product is annotated as RCC1 and BTB domain-containing protein 2-like. The coding region runs from base 36 to 353 and encodes 105 amino acids. The transcript is spliced from 2 exons. NCBI's taxonomy places the organism in Eukaryota, Metazoa, Chordata, Actinopteri, Cypriniformes, Danionidae. The record is from RefSeq and is a predicted model, not a curated record.
UGACAACCCUAACGCAGAGGACGUAAGUCUGAUUGAUGUUGUUUGGUGUUUAUGAUUCUGGUGGUGGUUUGCUUUAUGAAGGUCUGUUGGAUUUGGCCACAUACUACCGUGAGAGUCGUCUGAAAAGACUGUGUCAGGAGACCAUCAAGAGAGGAAUCACAGAGGAGAAUGCUAUAACACUGCUGUCAGCGGCGGUCAAGUAUGAAGCACGGGAUCUAGAGGAGUUCUGCUUCAAGUUCUGCGUCAACCACCUGACAUCUGUCACACAGACGCAGGCCUUCGCUGAUAUGGACCACGACCUGCUGAAGAACUUCAUCAGCAAAGCCAGCCGCUACGGGGCCUUCAAAAACUGACAGAUCCAGCGUAGACAGAGAAAGAGAGAGAGAGAGGUAUUCUGUUCUGGAUUAUUAAUCUCAAAUACCUCGGAUUUGGAGAGACAAAAGCCAAAUUCUUGAGGUUUUGAGAGUGGAGAAGUGGACUGCACUGGUUGUCUUCGGGGUCCCAGUGCCUUUACAUUAGAUCCCCAUCUGAAGCACUAUGAAAGACUAGGUUGAAAGGGACCAGGAAUGUUUAAAAGAUUCAUUGUAUAAAAAAAUAACUCAACUUCGAGUCAACAAUAUUGGCUCAACAUUGACUCAACAACAAAAUUGUAAGGCAACUUGCUGUACAGUUUUUUUUUUUGUUUGUUUUUUGAGUUGACUCCACUUAAAUCGUGUUCUGCAGCACUUGGGUGAAAAGUUGAGUCAACUAAAAAGCUGCACAACCUUACGAUUUUAAGUUGACUCAACUUAAAUUUGUAAGCAUGCAGAGUUUUUUUUGUUUACUCCACUUAAAUCGUGUCAUCUUCUGUAUUCAGGUUUAAAGUUGAGUCAACUAAAAAAAGCUGCACAACCUUACAAUUUUAAGUUGACUCAACUUAAAUAUGUAAGGCUGCACAGUUUUUUGAGUUGACUUCACUUGAAUCAUGUCCUCUGCAGUACUUAGUUUAAAAGUGGAGUCAACUCAAAACAAAGCUGUGCAACCUUCCGAUUUAAAGUUGACUCGACGUAAAAUUAAGGCUGCACAGUUUUUUGAGUUGACUCCACUUAAAUCGUGUCAUCUGCAGUACUUGGCUUGAAAGUUGAGUCGACUCAAAAAAGCUGCAUAGCCUUACAAUUUUAAGUUGACUCUGCUUAAAAAUGCAAGGCUGCAAAUUUUUUUUUUGAGUUGACUCCACUUAAAUCGUGUCAUCUGCAGUACUUGGGGUAAAAGUUGAGUCGACUCAAAAAAAGGCUGCACAGGCUUACAAUUUUAAGUUGACUCUGCUUAAAAAUGCAAGGCUGCUAAUUUUUUUUUUGAGUUGACUCCACUUAAAUCGUGUCAUCUGCAGUACUUGGGGUAAAAGUUGAGUCGACUCAAAAAAAGGCUGCACAGGCUUACAAUUUUAAGUUGACUCUGCUUAAAAUUGUAAGGCUGCAGAGUUUUUUUGUUUACUCCACUUAAAUCGUGUCAUCUUCUGUAUUCAGGUUAAAAGUUGAGUCAACUAAAAAAAAGCUGCGCAACCUUACGAUUUAAAGCUGACUUUACUUAAAAUAGUAAGGCGGCAGUUUUUUUUGAGUUGACUCCACUUAAUUCGUGUCAUCUGCAGUACUUGGGUUGACUCAAAAAAAGCUGCGCAGCCUUACAAUUUUAAGUUAAGUCAACUUUUUAUAUUUUUCACAGGUUUGUAAUGAUUAAAACCGCUAAACGAAAAAGGAAGGGAUUGAAAAAUGAAAAAGCAAAAGGGAAGAAUUGUUGUG